UCACGUGGCCCAACAGGCUGUGUUGUCAGCGUCCAAAAUGAAGUCAAAGCUGUCAGUUUGUGGCCUUGUAGGUCUACUGCUUAUAUCAAGUCUAUUAGUUGUUGAGGAAUGUCUGUGCAGCGUAGAUGUGCAUCUGCAUUUCCGAAAGUAUGUCAACGCCAAAGGUGUAACCUACGACAACCGAUGCUGCGAUGAAAAUGAACAACCCGCCUUCGGCCACAUGUGUCCAAACCAAUGCGACACACAGUUCAUUCUCUGUCUAGGCAGUUUCGUCAGUGGCAAAUGCAGCGGUGCGUACAUCGCCACCGAUGUCACAUACGACGCCAACAACGUCACCUUCGACGACCACAUAGGCAACCAAACGCUGAACCCCGUUGUUCUGCACCUACCUGACUGGCAUCCACAAGGCACCGGGACGCCUUUCUUGAUAAACGUGAUGGACAGUAAUACUGGCUCUUCAGACGUCCCCAUUGACGUGUUCAACACCACCCUUACAACUCCCUUGACAACGAACUCCACUGAUGUGGUCUCGCUGACGUUGACUGGCACGAGGACGAGUACUGUGCUAGUGUUAGACGUCAACGUCGGGUGCACCCCGAACUACUACGGCCAUGACUGCUCCAUCAACUGCACCACCACCUACAUUAACUCCUACUGCGACCAUACGACUGGGAUCAUUCACUGCAACAAAGGUUGGCACGGCGACAAGUGUGAAGAGGACAUCGACGAGUGCUCCAAGUCUCAACUGAAUCGAGUAUGUCCGGUUAACAGCACAUGUGCAAAUUCCGCCGGAAGUUACACGUGCACCUGCAACGAAGGCUGGACAGGGCUAUCAUGUAACAUAACCCAAUCAUUGUGUGCUACUAACCCAUGUAAAAACAAUGGUACCUGUGUCAGUGGCUCUAUAACGUUCUCCUGCAGUUGUUCGCAAGGGUGGUCAGGGCCGACCUGUGAGACAUAUACCCCCGGGUGUGACCCCAACCCAUGUUAUAAUGGGGGUAUAUGUGAAGUGUCAUCUGGGAGAGUUGUGUGUGGGUGCACGGCCAGUUGGACAGGAGACAAUUGUACAGAAGAUGUCGACGAGUGUAAGCUACUUCCUUGUGCAAAUGGUGGAACAUGUAGCAACGAACAGGGUGGAUUUAACUGUACCUGCCCAGCAAAGUGGGUGGGGGAGCGAUGUACAGACCUCAACCCCGUGUGUCCUCCUGGUCAGUGUAGGAAUGGGGCUACUUGUAUUAACCACAUGGAUAUGUACGUUUGCGCAUGUCCCGAAGGCUGGACAGGGACCACGUGUCAAACACUACUUUACAGAUGUUCCCCAAACCCUUGUCAAAACGGCGGCAGUUGUUUUCUAAACGAUACCACGUUUAACUGUGCGUGUGACCACCAGUGGAAAGGGACGCUCUGUACGGAGUCCAAUGAUCCAUGCGCUCUCAGCACAUGUCAGAAUGGUGGUACUUGCGUACAAGCUAACGAGAAUACUUCAACCUGUGCAUGUGCCCCUGGCUGGUCCGGACUUAAAUGUGAGACUUUCAUCGGUUUUUGUCGCAACGACCCAUGUCUAAACAACGGCACAUGUUUUGACGGAACAUACACCUAUCAGUGCGUCUGUGAGUCUUCCUGGCAUGGAGAUUGCUGUGAAUUAGAUACCAAUGAAUGUGAGGCAGGUGCUUGUGUGAAUGGCGCUACGUGUACCAAUACCCCUGGAGGGCUCAUCUGUAACUGUUCUAGAGGCUGGACGGGGAAUAACUGCUCAACAGAUAUAAAUGAAUGCCUAUCAAAACCAUGUCUGAACCAAGGCGCCUGUGUCAACUCACUGGGCAGCUUUCACUGCAUCUGUAGCUUGGACUGGUCAGGAAGCAUGUGCGAACAUUUCAUCGGGCCAUGUCACGGAGGCUCAUGUGACAAUGGGGGCACGUGCCAGGGCAACGAGACUGGUUCCUGGUGCGUCUGUCCGUCUGGCUGGACCGGAGCUCAUUGUGAACAAGAUAUCGAUGAGUGUAAACUGAACCUUUGUGAUCAUUCCACAGGAUGCAGAAACUCCAACGGCAGCUACCAGUGUGAGUGUAUGUAUGGAUGGAAGGGACAGAAGUGUGACGAGGACAUUGAUGAAUGUUUACUUGGUAUUUGCGUCCACGGCAGUUCAUGUUAUAACUAUGACGGCGGAUAUAACUGUAGCUGUAGCCCUGGAUGGAAGGGGUUGACCUGUCAGUACAGACAAGAUGCCUGUGCUCCACCCAGUCCGUGUGGUAACGGGGCAACCUGCUCCAACACUAACGAGGGCUACAGAUGUCACUGCCCAGGUGGUUACAACGGACAACAGUGCCAGACACAAAUUGAUGAAUGUUCGGCCGGACCUUGUCAGAACAAUGCGACGUGUCUGAACGUUCCAGGAGGGUACAAGUGUACCUGCAGCAGCUACUGGACAGGCCACGACUGCGCCAUUGACGUCAAUGAGUGCCUCAAACCGCAGUGUCUCAACAACGGCACAUGUGUCAAUUACGAUGGCGGAUUCCGCUGUGCGUGUCCCGGCAACUGGACAGGAAGUGUUUGUGCAGAUUUCGUUGAUAACUGUACCUGGAAGCCAUGUUUAAAUGGGGGCAGUUGCACUGACCUCUUCUACAGCUACAACUGCUCCUGUCCGCACGGAUGGACCGGUCAGCGAUGUGAUGUGGCUGUUGACCUUUGUGCAAACAGUCAGUGUAGUCAGGGGUCAACUUGUUUGGAGGCACAUGGUCAAGUCACGUGUAUCUGUGCGUCUGGUUUGACUGGUCCAUUGUGUUCCACCACGAUAGACCCGUGCAUGGGCACCCCGUGCUCUAACAAUGGGACAUGUGUCACAAAAGACACAACCUUCGUGUGUAUCUGUGUUCAUCCUUGGUCUGGGACCCACUGUGACAUGAAGCUUAAAGCUACAUAUGCGUCUUCACCAACUACUGUGUCAUCUACAAAGACCUCAACAAGGUCGACAUCAUCUACACCGAGGUCUACUGCAAUUAGAUAUUCGUCCACAGGACCAGGUAUUUCCUUUCAUGAAACGCCCAGCACCACACCCCUCCCCACAUCUGCUAUCCGCAGAACAAGCACCGUGACUACACGGUCUACAUCUUUAACUACCCCUCAAGUCACAACAGCAACGCCAACGACAACAUGUUCAACAACAUCAGUAGUGCCAGUUAGUCAUUCAACGCCGAUGGAAAUAAACACAAGUGCAAAUGUUCGAUCUGAUCAUACAGCCAGACAAACAAGUUCGACAAAGAAACUCCCCAAACACCCUAAAACAGGCCCAUCGAGCAUGCCUCCAACAAUACGUCCAUCAGAUAUCUAUACCAUCCACUUCAAGACGGCGUUGUCAUCAGCAGAUGUCGAUGAUGUCGUUGCGAGUUUAACCACAUUCGCCAAGGAUCACAUUUGCCUCCACAACCUCCCCCACGUCCUUCCUCAGUCUCACACGGCGAAGAAUGCCAUCUCCUUCGGCGUUCUCUGUGGCAGUACCCAGGAAACCACCAGUGACAUACAGAAAGCAAUCUCUUCAGUCAAAGAAGAAGACUUUCAGAAACUGUUUUCCAAACAGCUUGUUUCAAGAAAUACUGAAAACGAUGACAAUUCGUCAAAGAAGACAGUAAUCAUAUCAGUGUCUACGUCAGUUGGAGUUAUAGGAGUCGCGGUCAUCGUUAUCAUCAUCAUCAUCAUCUACAGGAGGCGACGACGGCGGACUGCAGCAAGCGAGUACGGGUACAUGAACGAGGAUAGCAAGAUGUGUUUCAGCAAUCCCUCCUAUGGACAUUUGUCAGACAUCUGAAGAUUGUCUUUUGUGUAAUAUUAUGUGAAAUAAAAUAUUUUUUCUAUUUUA
Haliotis rubra (blacklip abalone) is the source of this 3853-nucleotide messenger RNA. RefSeq names its product fibropellin-1-like. NCBI's taxonomy places the organism in Eukaryota, Metazoa, Mollusca, Gastropoda, Lepetellida, Haliotidae. Gene Ontology annotation, cellular component: plasma membrane; protein-containing complex. The transcript is spliced from 10 exons. The record is from RefSeq and is a predicted model, not a curated record. The coding region runs from base 38 to 3802 and encodes 1254 amino acids. Gene Ontology annotation, biological process: cell communication; establishment or maintenance of epithelial cell apical/basal polarity; heterophilic cell-cell adhesion. Gene Ontology annotation, molecular function: calcium ion binding.